Molecule: messenger RNA, 426 nt
Organism: Linum trigynum
Lineage: Eukaryota; Viridiplantae; Streptophyta; Magnoliopsida; Malpighiales; Linaceae
Source: the annotation of a GenBank genome assembly
AUGGCGACUUGCGUUCCAGCGCUCCACGUCGGCAUCUCUCGGUUUAAAGAUAACGCCUAUGGAAGAGACUUUUUCAAUAAGCAGCCAUUCCUCGACUGCUCAUCUCCUUGUCCAAUAUCCACCUACGUUUUUCCCUCGAUGAGGGGGCAAACCAAAGUCAGAACGGAGUCGUUAAUUGUAAGUCAUCAAUUGGAUGAGAACAAUAAAUUAGCCCUGACGGAAUUGAAGGGCACAAAAUCACUCCCUUCUUUCUUAUCCUGGUGCGGCACGCUUCCUACUGCUUCUUGCUCCUUGUUGUUGCUCCACGCAACCGAUCCGAGGGCGGAACUAAAAGAAGCUUCCCGUAAGAUCCAGCUGAACUGGCUGCCUCAAAUCCCUUGGACAUUUUUCUUUAUGCUCGAGGUGGAUUUGUGCGGAGCUGAUUAA